AGUGAAGAGUGAGGAGUGGACAGACUUGAUCAUUUACAAACGUUGUAUAAGCUCUCCCGAUUCCUCUGAUAUAGCUCGUGUGUCGAUGAUCUCGCCUUCAGUGGUCGAUAGCGCGAGGCUGUGAGGAUGAUGGCAGCAGUGCCUCUAUCUAGUGCCAGCCUCCUUCCUCUUCUGAAGUGUCUGGAAGACGAAGCAGCCGGUCUGUCAGAGAAGACAGAUGCCUACAUCACCAUCGCGAACCGCCUGAAUGGAGAGGAAGGGCGUCAGUUUCUGCCUGUAGUUGUAAAGCAUUUUGCACGUCUUAGUAAAGUCCUUUUGGUUCAUAUCUCCAGUGAGAACGAAGAGCUGUGUCAAGCCGCAUUGCAAGCUUUGGGAUUCUGUGUCUUCCACUCACACAUUGUUUCAGUCUUACCAGCAAAUAUUUCAGAAGAUAUACUGUCUACGCUCUGUAAUGUUGUGGUAAAAUCAAAAGAGAAGUUUACGUGCACUCGAGCGUUAUGGGUGAUUUCAAAACAGAAUUUCCCACCAGAGGUGGCAUCCAAAAAGACCCCAGAGAUUCUGAAGAGUCUAGAGGCCAUGCAGACCAGAGAGGUUCAGUCGAUCCUCAUUGAACAUGAAUCACUCAAUGUCAUAAUAAGGUUGCUGGAGCAGGCCCCGUCUCAGAUGGCUGCUGGAGCCGUGUGCUGGGCCAAGCUGGUUAUUCCUCUGGUGGUUCACUCGGCCAAUAGAGUGCGCUUGCGUGCCGCAGCAGCCCUGGAGCUGGGCAUGCCUCUUCUUCUGGAGAAACAGCAGGAGGUGGCAACCAUUGUAGAGCCAAUGAUGUCUUCUAUGCUUAUCCCUGAAAUGCAGAAGCUGUUUGCAUCUAAAAAUGAGACGAAUAUGCUGAAGCUCUGGCCCUUGUUUGUGAGACUUCUGGGGAAGUUGCUCCACAAAGGCGGUGCAUUCAUUAAUUCCUUGCUGUAUUUAGAGGAGUUGGGUUUCCGCAACUCUUCUCCUAAUAUUAAGAAGAUUGCCUUCAUAGCUUGGAAGAGCCUCAUUGAUAAUUUCGCCCUUAAUCCAGAUAUCCUGUGCAGCAGCAAGCGUCUAAAGCUCCUCAUGCAGCCCCUUAGUUCCAUCCAAGUCAGGACUGAAGCUCUUCUGCUCACUAAGCUGGAGGUGUGGUGGUACCUUGCAGUUAAGCUUGGCCCCAACUUGUCCGCUAACUUUGAGCAGGUUGGUGUACCACUACUGCACAACACACUUCCUUCUGAUUCUCCACUGCCGAGCCCGACUACACCUGCUCGAACCUCUAACCCAAGCAAUGGCACCCCUAACACCCCUAAAUCAGGCAUUCCCUCCUGCAGCACACCAAGCACUACUCCUCGCAUGAAUCUGAACAGCAGUAUGCAGGCGGCUCAGUCCUACCGCUCCAUUCAGCUCCUGGGUCUAGAGAUGCUCCUGCACUGGCUUGUGGGUCCGGAGGUUACAGUCACAGCAGCUAGAGAAAAUCUUCAGCUCAGUCUGGAGCCCCUGACGCACCCGCUCUUUAUCAGCCCUUCCUCCUUCAGUAGACAUGCCUCCACCCUCAUAUCAGCCAUCAAAGAAGGCUUCAUUACUGUGGGAAAACAUGCUCCAGAAGCGCUGCUUAGUCUCAUUUGGAGCAACCUGAUCCGUUCUGUCAGCACAACAAUAGAAGCUGGUAAUAAGAAGGAAAGACAGGGGUCAGAGGUUCUCACGCUGCUUCUACAGGCUUUGCAGUCCAUCCUGUCCUCAGAUGAUCUGCCUGCUGAAUGUGCCCUGCUUUUGUUGGAAGCCACUGUUAAGGGAAUACCUCAGAAGGUGCUUGGUUCCGCAGCUUAUCAAGUGGCAAACAUGGAUGUAUUAAAUGGUACCCCUGCACUUUUCCUAAUACUGCUGUUCUACAAGAGUAACCAGCUCUCAUCCUUUCUUGAAGAUGAGAGGUUUUUUUCAAGCCUGGAAACCCUUGUGAGCUGUGGGUUUUAUGGUCCUACAUCGCCACUGGCAUUUGGAGAGGCUGUUUUAGGAGCGAUUAGUGGGCGUGUGGAGGCUGUUAAGAACAAGAAACAGCUCUGGAGGAUGUGGAGCGCGGUGGUAAACCCUCUGACGGACACCAUCACUCAGACCAAUGAAGUGAAUCAAGGAGAUGCUCUGGAGCAUAACUUCAGUGCCAUUUGCAGUGCCUUGAUGUUCCCAGUCAUUCACCUGCUGCCUGGUUCGCCCCUACCCCAAACCACUCAGAAGGCCAUGAUCGGUACGUGGUCCAGGCUUUACAAGGCGUUUGCUCGCUGCUCAGCUUUGGUAGCCACAGCAGAGGAGAACAUAUGCUGUGAAGAGCUGUGUGCCAAGAUCUCUGCCUCUCUUGACACCGACGCUCUGAAAAAUCUGCCGAUGUUGGAUGCAAUGGCAAAUAUCUUGCUGGUCAUCAUUGAGAGUAUGGACUUCUCUCCUUACACCCCACAGUUCCAGCAGAAGAUGAAAUCUCCUCAUACACCUUUGAGUUGGGUACGCAAGAGGAGCAAAGCUCUGGGGAAUCUCUCGACCUUUCACACUCUCCUGAUGCAGACUCUAGAUGCUUUCCUGUCUGUGGACCUCUCAGAAGCAUCUGUAGAGUCCACCAGUGGAGUUUUCAGUGGAAUUGGCUUGACACUGGUCUCUAUCUUGUCAACACUUUUCACUAAUAUCACUCUACCCACGUUCAUUCAAGAGGUGCUGUCCACCCUCACCAAACCACUCACGUGCCUUUUUGAACAGUUCUCCAGUCAUGAUGAACCAUCAAAGCUCAGUGCGACACUAGGACCCAAGUUGGAGAAACUGGUCACAGACCUGCUUGGCUGCCUUCAGAUGCAAUCAACUCUGCAUGAUGAUGAGAUGCUUGCCAUGUUGUCGCCCUUGCUUUGUGUGCUUUUUCCGCACAAGAGCAAGCAAAUUCGUACUGUGGUCACGCAGUUCUGGAAUGCCACCUUUGGAAAUGCACUCACCUUGACUUACCCUGAGCCUCUCGAGUCUGUUUUAAGUCAGGCUAAGCAAAAGACUCCACUGAUUUUACCUGGUUUUGAAGCCGUUGAUGCACCAGAUGAUUGCAGUGGACAGUAUACGGGUGAGAGUUCUCAGCUGGACCCACAGAUCAGCAGGGUAAAGAUGAUCUCUGUGGGAAAGAGGGACUCUCUUCUGGCGAGGGCAGAAGAGCUUAAAGAAAGAGGCUCUGCAACCGCAGCAAAGCCGGUGUCUGUAAAGCUGGAUUUUGGAUCACCCAAGCCCUUGAAGCGAGAAGCUAUUGAGGAGGCGGCAUCAGUGGAUUUUGUUUUUAUUCCCCCUGAGACAAAGGAGAGAGUGCUAACUGAGCACCAGAAAGAGGUCAAAAGGACUAAACGGGUUGACAUUCCUGCACUGUAUAAUAAUCUGGAUGUCUCCCUGGACACCACAGCCUUUUCACAGUAUACUCAGAGUCAGGAAGAGUCCAUGGACAAAUUGACAAAUGAUGAAAAGGAUCAACCAGAGGAAGAUACUGAUUUUCAGCUAAAGGAGGUUGCCUCAACUGAGGAACCAACCACAGAUGUUAAACUAACCCAAGAAGGCACUGGGUCGGUUGUAGAAACACCAGAGAAAGCUACACAAAAUAAAGAUAAAACUUCAGAGAAGAAUCAAUCACCAUCCAGGGAUAUCUCAGUUGAUGUGAGUGGGCAUGAGAAAAGUGGACUUGAGGGGACCAGCCCUAAUGUUUCAGGUUCAUCUGAGAUGAUAUCAGGUACACCACCUAAACCCAAUAGGAGACGUCAGUCUUUCAUAACCUUGGAGAAAUAUGUUGAUGGGAAAUCACCAAGUCCUGCAAGUGUUGCAUUUACUGGUCCGCACAUUCGCAAAUCAAGUAGACUGAGUUCUUCAAAGGCAUUGGAGGCUACUCCAAAUGACUCCCAACUUCAGACUACAAAAGAGGACUCUCGAAAGCGGAGCAGCACUGACCCAUCUGCUCAAAAUGAGGAAGUAAAAGAUAAGAUGUCAACAGGUCAUUGUGGUGAAGGUACAGAUGAAGAAGAGGAUGAUGUGGUCCCAGAUAUCCAGACCCAAUUAUCUGGCGACACGUCAGGUGAUAAGAAAAUUCCUGUGUCCAAAGCCAGUGUAGAGGAACAAGAUUCUCCUGAAAAAGAUUCACAGAGUCUUGCUGAUUCUCAAGCUAGUCAAGAACCAAGAAGGUCAGGCAGACGGCGAAGUAAACCUGUACGCCCAGGGGAAGAUCCAGGGGAGAUGAAAAGCAGAUGUCAAGAACAAGUUGCAGAUUCUGCGGUGACAAAUACACAAAAGCACAUACUGUCUCCAACAAUUAGCAUUUUGACAGGAAGAAGUACGGUUAUUGAGGACCGUAAAUUUGGAGACCAGUUGAACACUAAAGGAAUAAAAGGAGAGCUUAGCCAAAGUAAUUCACAGAUUUCCUCUGCAGAAUCUUCACAGACACUUCCACAGGUUCCAAUAUUUAUGCUUGGUAAUAAAGAGCCAAGCCAGACUGUGUCCUCUUCUGAUAGUUCUCCUGUAACUCAAUCGGAUGGCCAAAGCAAAAAGAGAUCGUCAACUCUCAAUGAGUCUGAAGGUUUGUCACCGGGUAGACCUAUGAGGAAGACUAGAGCGCACCUUGAGGAAUCGACAGACAAGGAGGCAGAUGAAAACUCACAAAACGAUCCUCAUAAUGCUGCGUCCACUUUGAAAAAGAAACAUUCACAGACACCUCUUUCCGAUUCUGAGGUUGAUGGCCAGCAAACUGCCCGAACGCGAAGAACAAGGAGAUCUGAAUCUCAAUUACUGGAGCUGGCUGGUUCGCAGACCAAAGACGACUUAAGUCAGAGAGACUCUCAAACACUGACAAUGGUGAAGGGUAGAGCUAUGCGAAGGAGAACUGCAGAAGAAGAGACCGACUAUAGUAUUAGAGAUGCCACAUCAACUGUAAAUGCUGAAGAGUUAAGUGCAAGCCAAGAUUCCUCAGAAGGUCUUGGUAGAUAUAGAACUCGACGCUCUAAAGGUUUGUUGGCUCCUACCGACAACACAGAGUCUGAAAACUCUGAUAGCCGACAAGAUGGACCAAGGCCUAAAAAGAGACCACGCAAAACAUUAUCCACAGAGAUGCUGCCAGUUGCCACAGAGCACAUAGUUACCGAGAUGGGGCCAGAUAAGGAGGGUGUUGAUGUUUCAAUGGAGAUGUCACAGGAUGAGGCAGAUAUUGAAACUAGUUUGAAUAUUUUAGUCAUUGAGACUGAAGAACUUGAGCAAAAGUACAAAGAAGAGGUCCCUGCCCCUGAUGGUGUACCACAUGAACAGAUUACCUCGGAGAAAGAAGCGGAAGAUGUCAAAAUUCAGAUAGAACUGAAGACUGAAACUUAUACAGAUGAGAAGGAGGUCAUUGGUGAGAAAGCAGAAGGUGAAGAAUUGAAUUCAUCUUUACAGAUUGGAUCGGAAGAUUUAAACGAGAAGACUAAUGUUCCGCAUAAAUGCCCACAUACCAGGGGACGGGGCCGUGGGCGUAGACGAUCUAGAAGCUGCAACUGCUUUUCAAACAACUGUGACAUGUUCUCACAGGGCAGUGACUUCCAAGAAUCGCAGGAUCUGAAAAGUGAGCAGGUUCCACUUGUCACUGAUACCCUGAACUCUCAACCUGAGCAGUCAAGCUCAACAUCUGUAGCAGAGAAAAGCGAGAGCUCAGGAAUUGCAGAUGUCCCAGAUGCUGAUUUUCAGCCAUUUUCAGCAUUGCCUGCUCAAUUCCCAUCUGAGGUUUUCCCUUCUGAAAGUCCCAUUGCAAAGCUUGGUGUAAUUGUUUCUCAGCUGUCUGAAGCAGAGGAAGGAACACAGCUUGAAUCAUCCAAACCAACAGGUGAAUCAAACAAGGACCAUGUAGAGCUCCCGGAGGCAGAGACAAAGCAGUUGGAGAGUGCAGACGAUGUCAAAAUUCAGAUAGAACUGAAGACUGAAACUGAUACAGAUGAGAAGGAGGUCAUUAGUGAGAAAGCAGAAGGUGAAGAAUUGAAUUCAUCUUCACAGAUUGGAUUGGAAGAUUUAAUCGAGAAGACUAAUGUUCCGCAUAAAUGUCCACAUACCAGGGGACGGGGCCGUGGGCGUAGACGAUCUAGAAGCUGCAACUGCUUUUCAAACAACCGUGACGUGUUCUCACAGGGCAAUGACUUACAAGAAUCGCAGGAUCUGAAAAGUGAGCAGGUUCCACUUGUCACUGAUGCCCUGAACUCUCAACCUGAGAAGUCAAGCUCAACAUCUGUAGCAGAGAAAAGCGAGAGCUCAGGAAUUGCAGAUGUCCCAGAUGCUGAUUUUCAGCCAUUUUCAGCAUUGCCUGCUCAAUUCCCAUCUGAGGUUUUCCCUUCUGAAAGUCCCAUUGCAAAGCUUGGUGUAAUUGUUGCUCAGCUGUCUGAAGCAGAGGAAGGAACACAGCUUGAAUCAUCCAAACCAACAAGUGAAUCAAACAAGGAGCAUGUAGAGCUCCUGGAGGCAGAGACAAAGCAGUUGGAGAGUUCUGGGUGCACAGGUAGUCAAAAGCACAAAGAAGAAGAAGAUGGAUUGGAAAACACUUCAGUAAGUCAAGAACCUCUCCAGAGUUCAACACCUCAAGACACAUCUCCAAGUCAAGGUCGCCCAGUGGAAGAUGCACCUAAAUGCCAAGAGCAGCUAGAGUCUUCCCAUGUCCAGCAGGAGGAUGCAGGUAACCCAGCAGUGAAGGAAAGUGAAGACCUUGCUGUUUCUGAGUCAAAUGGCAAAGAAUUGCUUGACAAGGAUGUUGCUCUUGUUGAGAAGGAUGAAGACACUCAGAUAGACAACCGGGAUCCUCCUGUGGACCCACAAGAAGAGAUGUCUGUACCUCCUGAAAGUAGUACCUCUGGAGCCUGCUUAGAUUCACCACCCAAGCAUAAACCUUUGGACGCUCUUAGUGGAGAGCUGGAGCCUGGCCAGAGUCCGAGCAGAAACCGAUCUAGUGUCUGGUCUCCAUCUGCUUCUCCAUCCACCAGUAUUCUGAAGAAGGGGCAGAAGAGAACAUGUGAAGAGGAUACACCCUCCCCUCUUCAUAAGUCACGUCGAGUGUCUUUUGCAACUCCAAUUUAUCAUCAAGAACUGGCUGAUGAUAUUGAUCGACGUAGUCCAGUUAUUCGCACAAGCUCACCUAGGUCCAAAGUCUUGAGUGGACAGUCGAAGUAUAUCACUACACCCACAAAAGGAUAUACAAGUCUAAGUCCACGUAACCUCCAUAGCCCUGGAUCCAAAAGCUCUAAAAAAUGCCUGAUUUCAGAGAUGAGCCAGGAGCCACGUCCUAUUGCUAAAGAUUGUGUUUAUCCAGCACUUGUUGGCUGCUCUACCCCUGUAGAGGCUGUUUUACCACAGAUAUCCUCCAACAUGUGGCCUCGUGGCUUUGGUCAGCUUGUUAGAGCAAGAAACAUCAAAACGGUUGGAGACCUGAGUGCCCUUACCCCAAGUGAAAUCAAGUCUCUUCCUAUUCGCUCGUCUAAGCUGUCCAAUGUGAGGAAAGCACUUAAAACAUAUUAUGAACAACAGAGAAAAGGGAGUUCUGAUGACCUAAAGAGUUUUGACGAAAUGGAGAAAAUGACAUCUGAGCCUGAAGAGAUGGAGCUUCCUCAAAACCAAGAGGAGGAGCAAACACCAGGAGAGGCUCAAGAUGACAGACCAUCAAAAGUGGAAGUAGAUUCAGAACCAAUGGCUGAGGAGAACAAAUCUCGUGAUUUGCUCUCAGAUGUUGAAGCCCUUAGUGGACACCUAACUUCAGAGGAGCUUGGUCGCUGCUCACCCAACCAGCUGGGUCUGAUGCACGAACAUCUGAGCGGAAUGAUGAGAAGCAUUGUGACCCACAUGCAGUCCUGCUUGCUGAGUAAUCUUGAUGAUAGCUUGCCAUGAGGACAUUGAGACAUUUUCCUGACAUAAUUCACUUUUAACUUGAAGAUUAACAGUGGACUGCUCAUUUCUCAAGUUUUAGCUGGAAUUUUAGAGUAGAUGAAUUUCUAAUUAUGCUCUUUCAGAGAAUAGACUUCAGUGGCCGAAAGCCAUUGCUACUUAAGUGUCAAUGUAUUUUAUGGCGUGAUUUUUAAGACUGUAAAAUUGUGGUGAGAUGCCAAGGAAACUUUUUUUUUUUUAAAUAAAGCUAUAGUAUUAAU
Messenger RNA from Sinocyclocheilus anshuiensis, 8150 nucleotides. RefSeq names its product telomere-associated protein RIF1-like. Gene Ontology annotation, cellular component: chromosome, telomeric repeat region; nucleus. The record is from RefSeq and is a predicted model, not a curated record. Gene Ontology annotation, biological process: telomere maintenance. Bases 127 to 7893 code for a protein of 2588 amino acids. NCBI's taxonomy places the organism in Eukaryota, Metazoa, Chordata, Actinopteri, Cypriniformes, Cyprinidae. The transcript is spliced from 37 exons.